CGAACGAUCAGCCGCCAGCUAAUUAUCGGCCACCAGCUACCGAUCAGCCGCUGGCGAAUGAUCGGCCGCCAGCGAACAAUCGACCACCAGCGAACGAUCAGCCGCCAGCUAACAAUCGGCCGCCAGCGAACAAUCAGCCGCCAGCAAACGAUCAGCCGCCAGCUUACAACAGGCCACCAGCUAACGAUUGGCCGCCAGCGAACGAUCAGCCGCCAGCUUACAAUAGGCUACCAGCUAUCAAUCGGCCGUCAGCGAACGAUCAGCCGCCAGCUUACAAUAGGCCACCAGCUAACGAUUGGCCGCCAGCGAACGAUCAACCGCCAGCAAACGAAACAAUGGCGUGGAUGACGAUGUGGGCUCAAGCUUCUUCACAAGAAUAUGAAAAGCCUCCUCGAUUUUGUCCGCCAAAAGGCGGACACAUCUGUCCUCCGGGAGGUCCAGAGGGGAAUCUUCCCUAA
Pseudomyrmex gracilis is the source of this 458-nucleotide messenger RNA. RefSeq names its product altered inheritance of mitochondria protein 3-like. Lineage: Eukaryota; Metazoa; Arthropoda; Insecta; Hymenoptera; Formicidae. The annotation marks the transcript as partial. The record is from RefSeq and is a predicted model, not a curated record. The transcript is spliced from 2 exons.